CAGUCUGGAAGGCAGGGUCAAGGAGACAAUGCACAAUGCCUUUUGGGAUCAUCUGGAAGAGCAAUUAUUAGCUACUCCUCCAGACUUCAGCUGUGCUCUUGAACUCCUAAAAGAAAUUAAAGAGGGGACACAAGUUCGAGCCCUGGUCUGGGAAGAUCCCACAUGCCGCGGAGCCACUAAGCCCGUGUGCCACAACUGCUGAGCCUGCACUCUAGAGCCUGCAAGCCACAACUACUGAAGCCUGCAUGCCUAGAGCCUGUACUCUGCAACAAGAGAAGCCACUGCAAUGAGAAGCCUGCGCACCACAAUGAAGAGUAGCCCCCGCUCGCCACAACUAGAGAAAGCCCACGUGCAGCAAUGAAGACCCAACACAGCCAAAAAUAAAUAAGUUUAAAAAAAUUGUUUAAAAAAAAAGAAAAAGCAAACAGAUCUUGCUGUCACUGCUAUUACCACGCCAGAACCGCCUAAGAAGUGAGAUUGAAGAAGGCCUGGACAUGAACCUCCUUAAGCAGGAAGCAGAACACGGAGCCCUGAAUGUCCCUCGUCUCUCUAAGUACAUUCUCAACAUGAUGACUCUGCUGUGUGCGCCAAUUCGAGAUGAAGCAGUGCAGAAACUAGAGAACAUCACAGACCCUGUUCGGUUACUGAGAGGAAUCUUCCAGGUUCUGGGCCUGAUGAAAAUGGACAUGGUGAACUACACUAUCCAGAGCCUUCAGCCCCAACUGCAGGAACAUUCCAUCCAGUGUGAACGAGCUAAAUUUCAGGAACUCCUCAACAAGCAGCCUAGCCUCCUCGAUCACACUACCAAGUGGCUGACCCGAGCGGCGGCAGACCUCUCCACGCCGCCGCCUAGCUGCCCUGACUCUCCCGACUCCUCCAGUGUGGUCUGCCCCUCUCCAAGUGAGGCAGCCAACAGCCUGGAGCCCCUCAACCCCAAAAUAGUGCUGUCCCAGGGCUUCCUGAACCUCCUCCUCUGGGACCCCAAAGAUGAAGAGUUCCCUGAGACCCUGCUGAUGGACAGAGCCCAGCUGCAGGAGCUGGAGGCCCAGCUGCGCCAGUUAACCAUCCUGGCCUCGGUCUUGCUAGUGGCCAGCAGCUUCUCUGGCAGUGUUCUGUUUGGCUCGCCUCAGUUUGUGGAUAAGCUGAAACGCAUAACCAAAGCCCUGAUGGAGGAGUUGAAGUCCAGGCCUGAGGAGGAGGCUAUGCUGACUGUGAGUGAACAGGUGUCUCAGGAAAUCCAUCAGAGCCUCCAGAACAUGGGCCUUGCUGCUCUGAGCAGCGACAACACAGCAUCGCUGAUAGGAGAGCUCCAGAACAUCACCAAGAAGGAGAACUGUGUCCACAGUGUCAUUGGUCAGCGGAUCCACUUGUUCCUCAAAUGCUGUUUGGUUCUUGGUGUGCAGCGGUCUCUGCUAGACCUCCCUGGAGGCCUUACCCUCAUUGAGGCAGAGCUGGCAGAACUGGGCCAAAAGUUCGUCAACUUAACGCACCACAAUCAGCAGGUGUUUGGCCCCUUCUACAUGGAGAUCUUAAAAACCCUCAUCCCCCCAGCCCAGGCACUGGAGACAGAAGUGGGUUCUCUCUGAUGACACUGGCUCCAAGCCCUGGUACCUUGGACCCAGGAGAGAAGCCCAUCAUUCUCUUGGGGUGACAUCACCAGUGACCAGCAGAGCAGCAAGCCCUCUCCUCGUCUGCAGCCAGUACACUACGCUGCAGUGACCAAGCAUGUAAACACUGGCUGGCCCAAACUCAUUCACUAAUAAACUUCUGAACUGCAAG
Molecule: messenger RNA, 1779 nt
Organism: Orcinus orca (killer whale)
Lineage: Eukaryota; Metazoa; Chordata; Mammalia; Artiodactyla; Delphinidae
Gene: TCP11
Product: t-complex 11
Exons: 8
Coding region: 495-1586 (363 amino acids)
Biological process (GO): regulation of sperm capacitation
Cellular component (GO): sperm flagellum; acrosomal vesicle
Source: RefSeq, a predicted model, not a curated record